Messenger RNA from Setaria italica (foxtail millet), 1650 nucleotides. RefSeq names its product pentatricopeptide repeat-containing protein At5g40400. Lineage: Eukaryota; Viridiplantae; Streptophyta; Magnoliopsida; Poales; Poaceae. The transcript is spliced from 2 exons. The coding region runs from base 1 to 1650 and encodes 549 amino acids. The record is from RefSeq and is a predicted model, not a curated record. Gene Ontology annotation, molecular function: protein binding.
AUGUCUAAGGCCGUGGCGCGCAUUCCGUCGAGCACCUUGACAUCGCUCCUCCCGCGCGCCCUCAACCCCCACGUCGCCGUCGUAGACCUCGUCGCCACGCACCUCGCCGCAGCCGCGGACGACGCUGACGAGGCCAAGCCCGUCGACCUCACCCGCCUGCUCCCAUACCUCGGCCACGACGAGCUCACCGCCGUCGUGCUCCGCGCUGGCCACUCCCACCCGCUCCACACCCUCCGCUUCCUCCUCGCGCUCCCGCCCCCCCUCCAGCCCUCGCCUCCGCACCUCGCUUUCCUCGCGCGCUCGCUCGCCUCCUCCCGCCUCUUCUCCCACGCGCUCGACGCGCUCUCCCACCUCGUCCGCCUCCACCCGGGCCACGACGCGCUGCCCACGCUCCUCCUCGCGUCCCCCACCGCGCCUCACCCUUCCCUCCCAGGCCUCCUCGUCAAGGCCCUCCUCCGCCAUGCCCGCCUCCGGGACGCGUUCCGCGCCGCCCUCCGCGCGCUCUGGGCCGCGCGCGCGACCAUGCGCCGCGCUGGGGUGCGGCCCGACGCGCGCACAUUCAACAUCCUUGUCGCCGCGCUCUGCCGCGCGGAGGACGCCGAGCGCGCGCAGGGGUUCCUCGAGGAGCUGGAGGAGCAAGGGUUCGAGCCGGACGUGGUGACGUACAACACCCUCCUCUCGGGCUACUGCCGCAGGGGGAGGCUGCAGGAGGCGCUGCGCCUGUUUGAUGUAAUGCCGCACAGGCGCGUGCCGCCAGAUUUGGUCUCACACACAAUUCUGAUAGACGGGCUGUGCAAGGCCUGGAGGCUGAACGAUGCUCGCCGGAUGUUUGACAGGAUGGUGCAGAGUGGUUUGUGCCCUGAUGCUGUUGCUUAUAGUGUUCUGAUCGCAGGGUACUGUAAUGAGGGGCGACUAAGGGAGACGAGGUCGCUGCUGAUGGAGAUGGUUGGGAGUGGGCUCUCAGCGGUAGCAUUCGCUAUCAGGGUUGUGAUUGAGCAUCAUGUAAAAUUUGGGAAGCUGCUGACCUGCUUGAACAUGGUAGCUCCACUGAGGAAAUAUGGCGUUGUCAUCCCAUCGCAGAGUUAUAGCUGUUUGAUUGGUGCAUUGUGCGACGAUAUGCGCCCUAAUGCUGCGAGGGGUUUGCUGCAGUGGAUGAUAGAGGAUGGGCACAGUCCUAGAUUGCAGAUGUACAAUAUGAUUGUGGACUGCUUCUGCCGAUGUGACAAUCCAAAGGAGGCUUUGGAUGUCAAGGUUGAGAUGAUCUCCAGAGAAGUGAAACCAGACUACGACACUUACUGGGCACUCAUAACCUGCCUUUGCAGAUUGGGAAGGAGCUUGGAUGGUCAGUCAGUGAUGGUGGAGAUGAUUGAGUCGGGUUCCCAACUGAACGAGGCCAUUUGUGCUGCCUUGGUUUGUGGCUUCUGCAAGGAAGGUGACCUUGAUAGAGCAGCACUAAUUGUAAAGUCGUUCGUGCUCGAUUUUCAUAUCCACUGUAAUGAGAGCUAUAAUGCAUUGAUGAGGGCUUACUGCGAGACUAGGAGCACGGCAGAGUUACUAGCACUGCAGGACCGGAUGCUAGAGUUGGGUUUUGUUCCAAACAGUGAGACUUGUCGAUCUAUUAUCUAUGGGCUUUCAAAAAGCUCUGGCUAA